CGGAGCGGGCCCGCCACGGAGCCGGCAUGGACGGGGCGGACGAGGAGCAGCAGCCGGAGGAGCGGGCGGCCAGAGGGCUUGGAAUGGGCUAUGAAUGCCAGGAUGAGAGGGAGAACAUGCUGCUGAAUACAGAGCACCUUGUGGUGGAUGCUGAUGCUGUUGGUGACCAUGGCGCAGAGAGCAGUGUGCUACCUGCAUUCCCAGGCACAAUCCGACAAGAAAUGGUUGAGGACAACUUGGGAAUAGAAGACAGGAAUAGCUCUGUAAAGGAGGUGGAAGAAGAUGAGGGAUGCAGCAGCCUGCAGGCAACUGGGUCCUCUUCCAAAGGCUCUGUUGUCCUUGAUGGCCAGCAUGACUUUGCCUUGGUGUAUGAGCAACCAUUGGAUUUCUGCAGUGACACGAAGGUUGGAUUAGCACAGAAGCCCACAGGUCAGUCACGGUCACAAGAGCACUCUGAGAGUUACUGCCCUGGUGAGAUUGAAAAGGAGGCAAAGAAGGGAAAAACUAAGCAAGCAUCCAGUGGAGUGGCUGGAGCUGCCUGCAGGCAGGAGGAGAUCGGCCUGGCCCCUCACCGAUCCAAAAGUGCUCCAGCCAGGACUGCAGCUCAGAACUCCUAUGAGGACUCUUCAGUCCUGGACUCCAGAGGCAGCUGUGAUGUGGCCAAGAGAAAAAAAUCCUUACCUGUCAAGAAGAAACCCCGCACCUUCUAUAGUGCAGAACAGCUAGAAGAGCUGGAGAAGAUGUUCCAGGAAGACCACUAUCCUGACAAUGAGAAGAGGAGAAAGAUUGCAGCUGUGGUUGGUGUGACACCACAGCGUGUCCUGGUCUGGUUUCAGAAUCGCAGGGCAAAGUGGAGGAAAUUGCAGAAGUUGAGCAUAAAAGGCAACAGAAAAUAUCCAGCAUCAUCAGCUCUGUCAGUCCCCUUUGGAUCAGAGGGCUAUGGGGCAUCUCCUCUGCCUGUGCCUCCAUUGCCUGACACUGCUGGAGACCAGCCUGACAGGAUGGGAGGAGACCCUGGAGCUGAGAACUCCUCCAGCCUGCUCAGCACACACCCUGCAGCACCCACCUCUGCCUCAGGAAAUCCUUUGUUUCAUGUGUUUGCCUUGCUGAGGACACCUGUCUGGAGCCCAGCCUGUGCAGCCUCCUCGAUGGUAGGAAUGUUGGCACCCUGUGAAGCACAAGCUCAGAGCAAGGCGCUGCACUUCAGUCCCAGCAGCGUGGAGUGCUUCCCUAAUCUUCCCAGCCCUCCUCCCAUCCGCAGGGCCAGCCUGCCGCUCAGCCUAGCCUUUGACCCCCACAGCCACAUUGUUCCCCUGAUGCUGGACACGCCCAGCAGUGAAUGCAGCAUGGCCAGUCAGGAAAAUGGCUCCACGGAAUCCGUCUCUUACAGCGACCAGAAUCAAGGCUUCAGUUCACCAGCUUCCUGCCCUUGUCUGGAGCAGCUGGAGCCUGCAGACAACCUGGAGGCCACCUACUGUCAGUACAGCAGCCAGGGGGGAAUCUGUCAGCUCUCCCAGUUGUGUCACCAAGGUCACCGGGCCGGCAAUAUGUUCUCCAGUGACCACCUUCCUCCUCCAACACCCCUAGAGUCCCAUCCAGCUUUCCCUGACUUACCUGGCAACAGUGGAACCAUAACCUGCGGAGCCACACAAGGCUAUGUACAAAACCACGCAGGGGCACCAGUCAUGCCACAGCAGCCAAGUGACAAUUCAGCAGAUAUCCCUGCCUAUCCAGCUGUGCCCUGGAGUGAUUUCUAUGUGCAGGGAGCUCCUUUCUCCGAUCAGUUGCAUUCCCAAAUGACUUUUUCUAGCAUGGCAGGAGGGCAGUACUUCAGAGAGCCGUAUCUCCUUCAAGUGCCCAACAGAACAGUACUGGAAUUCAUGCCACAGACUGGAAGACAAAAGGGAGUGACACCACCAGAGCAAAGUUCCUACCAGAGCUACCAAACAGAGGCAGAGCUGGCAGCACUCGCUGAAAAAGAGGACUUAGAGAGGAGCGGCAAGAAAGGAGAGACUGAAACUGAAGAAGAAACUUAUGACUGAAGCGGCACUCUGAGAAAAAAAGGAAGAGGAAAAAUUGCUAUUUUAAACUCUGCAAAACAAGAGUCAAAAAGAGACAAGGAUAAUAUUAUUUGCAACAGAUGCACUUUUUAAUUUAUUUUUUUGGUUGUAUUUUUUUUUUCUUGUUGCCAUGGUUAUUUUCUUGCUGAAGAAAGAAGCAGGGAUAUUUCACUCAAUCAGAGUUCCUGCCCUGUUGCCCUGUCUUUUUUUUUUUUUUUUUUUUUUUUUUUUGCAAAUCUCCUGGCUUUAUUCUUCUUAACAAAUUCUAAUAAAUUCUAAUCUUGACCAGCCCUCAGACAGGAAAGAGGAGACAGGAGCCAGAGUCCCAUGGGUGAAAAUUUCAGAUCAUGCAGGUGUCAGAAGGUGUGGCUGUCCUGGAAUACACAAGAAGAUAAACCAGAAGGAAUAAGAUAUAUGCAAAACAGGAGGAGAAACUCUAGCAACUAGGACUCCAGACCGCAAAAGAAGUGUCAUUGGAAGUCCACCACUCAUUUGGUGCUAGCCUUGAACUACUUCUAAAAAAAAUAUUUUUGUUGUAAAACUAUAACAAUAAACAGCAGCAAGACUGUAACUGUAAAUGCUAGUAGUGUAACCAGAUCCCUGUCUAUUAUUAAUUGCUUUAGCAUCCCAUUUCAAUUGAUCUGUUUGAAUUUGGCUUGAUAGUCUUGGCUCCUGCUUUGCCUGGAACACAUUUGAUUUUUUUCUCUAAAAUCACUGGUAAGCAGCAGAGGACUCCAGUGAAGAGAUUGUUCACUCUGAGAGCAGUCCCCAGGAAUUAUGCUUCCCAGAGGAGCUGUAACCACCUGGAUCUGUAGGAUGUGUAAUAUGAGUGGCUAAAAUGGAUGUCAGGCUCUGUUCUUGUGAGGAAGGACCAUCAUGUUGUAGGAAGAGGGCCAGGCAUUUCCUUUGUUACUUGCUGUGUUUAACCCUGAGUCUUUCCAUUGGCUUUUAGACACAGACAAUGCUCAAAUCAUUUUUAUAUUUACUGUGAUGUGGGUGUCCCUCUUGUACCUUGUGAAAUAAGACCUGCUAAUGCCUAUUGUUUCAGUCUGGCCAUGGAGUGUCUGGCUGGAACUGGAUGCUGCAGCUCCUUUCAUUUUUCUUCCUCCUGUAGAACACUGGUUUAUAUCUGAGAGUGGCUGAACACUACUGAAAGACUAAGCAGUAUAGCCAGGGACAGAUUUUGUGUCUACAGCUUUGUGUGGCUAUUCCAGAAUUUCCAUUUCCUACAGCAAAAGUUACUUCUUGCCUGUAAUAAGCUGAGAAUGGUUGGGAAUGUGCAUUAGUUCACUUGUUUCACUCAUCCUCAGCUGAACAGCCUAAACCAAUAUUUUCAAGAGAUGUGAGUAGGAGUUCUCAUUGCAGUUACAAGCCACUCUGAAAGCUGUUCCUGGUGACUGCAAAAUUCAUCAUAGUGAGGACUGGCUGGGAAUCUUGCCUGGAUCCCAAACCAGCCCUUCCAGGUUUGGAAGAGGACAAAGCCAACAAAAUGUCAAUUUGCUCAGCCCUACCCGCCCCUUCUCCUAGAAUGAAGAAAAUAAUUGUGUGUUUUUUGAGAAAUGCGCAUUUUCAGAAAUAGGGUUUUGGAUGUGGUCUGGUGGCAGUCCCUACCCCAGCUCACAUCAUCUGCCUACAGCAUUCCCAAUCUGAAUGUGACACUGAGCACUGGGUUUUAUGUGCUGCAAUCUCAAAAGGUUUGGGGAGUGAAUGAGCACAGUGAAAUUUUUGAAAUGGCCAAUCCUUUUAUAUUUAAGCUUUUGGAUAAAAUAGAAACUGAGAAUGGUCUGUUUUAUUUCCAUGCUCAUACAUUAAACUUGCCAGAUACAAUUGGGCUUGGACUUUUGAAUGGUGAUUUCUUUCCUAUCAGAAAGAGGAGGAGAGGGUAGGAACCUGAGAGUACAUGGAUGGCCAGAUUCAUCCUCUCUGUGCUCAUGCUGGCUUUGGAGCCGAACCAGAGUUAAUCACAGACAGAUUUUUUUCCCAGUGCUGCCUUUGGAAGAAGCAGUGACAGCCCUUGACCAUGUGGCAGGUGUCCCACCAAGGUGAAGAGCCAUCCAUCCUUAUGUGACCCUCCCUAUUGCAUCUGCAAUCCAUGCUGCACUGGUAUCUUGGAAUCCCAGCAUUCCAGGCUCC
Molecule: messenger RNA, 4193 nt
Organism: Zonotrichia leucophrys gambelii
Lineage: Eukaryota; Metazoa; Chordata; Aves; Passeriformes; Passerellidae
Gene: NOBOX
Product: NOBOX oogenesis homeobox
Exons: 10
Coding region: 27-2042 (671 amino acids)
Biological process (GO): regulation of transcription by RNA polymerase II
Molecular function (GO): RNA polymerase II cis-regulatory region sequence-specific DNA binding; DNA-binding transcription factor activity, RNA polymerase II-specific
Source: RefSeq, a predicted model, not a curated record